Molecule: messenger RNA, 328 nt
Organism: Agrilus planipennis (emerald ash borer)
Lineage: Eukaryota; Metazoa; Arthropoda; Insecta; Coleoptera; Buprestidae
Product: glandular kallikrein-like
Exons: 2
Coding region: 95-328 (77 amino acids)
Biological process (GO): proteolysis
Molecular function (GO): serine-type endopeptidase activity
Source: RefSeq, a predicted model, not a curated record
UUCAUAAAACGAUUGAUACGGGAACAAAUACUAGAAAUAAGAAAAUAGCGAUCAGUGUCAUUGAUUGUUGGUAGUUACUUACUUAAACUUUAUUAUGAAGAUCUUCCUGUUCAUAUUAUUAAUAGUUUCCCUGUUUCUGGGAAUCUCGUCCUUCCCUGGACAAGCUGAUAUCGUCAAUAAUAACGUUAGGAUUGUCGGUGGAAAACCAACUACUAUAGAAAAGUUUCCGUAUAAUGCACAGUUAUAUCUUUAUGAUCAAUUUUCGUGCGGAGCAACCAUUGUUUCACCAAAAUGGGUCCUCACCGCAGCGCACUGUACUUAUGAGUAA